UAAGAGCAGAACAAAUGUCAAAAUCACGAGUUCUUAUCAAAUUAUCACUAAUGUAAAAUUUUCAAUAUGUAAUUGCUUUGAAUAACAAUAAUACUUCCAACUGGAAACAAAAUGCUAGAUACAAUAAAAUUCUAGACCGAGUGCAAAAAAUAAGAAUAUGAGUGAAGAAGCGUAUAUAAAUAAACUGCCAUUCGAACUCUUCGAAAUAAUAUUGCGAAAAAUCAACGGGUCUGUCCUAGGAAAAUGUAGAAGAGUAUGCAGAGGCUGGAAAGAACUAAUUGACAGUUCAGAGUAUUUGUGGCACGAAAAAUGUCGAAAGGAGUUCAAAAAUUCCUCGAAAAUCGCUAAAAGGAAAUCUGGUAACCAAUGUUCUUGGUAUCACAUAUACAGGAAUCUUUAUCAAUGGUCUGAUUUAAGAGGAUACGACAUAGAAAUAAGGGAAUUCUUCAAGUUUUCCUUGAGCGACAUUUCACAUGUUUUAAGCAUCGAUUACGGAAUUUUACCAUUAAGAGACGACAGAGGUACAUUUCUGUAUGACACGAGUACAUUAAAAUAUAUUACUGUUGCUUUACCAGAACGAAACUGUUUAAAAAUUAUGAAUAACGAUAAUGUAACAAUUAUACAAGUUAAAUCAGGCAUAUACAUACAACGAACAGUUGAUAUUGAUACUCCAGAAUUUGCAACUGAAGCGUUUUUGAAAAUGGAUGAUUUUAUACUGACGAACAACGUAUUGUAUCUUCACCAAAACCGAGAAAUUUUCUCAUUGGAUCUAACACUCCAAGAAUUUACACCAGAAUUUAUCGUUACAAUAGAUUAUAAUAUCAAAGAAAUGCAGUAUAGCGAAGGUGUAUUAUAUUUGUUUACUGACUAUGGAUAUAUAGCGACCGUCGAUAUGAGUAAUAAUUAUUCCAAAGUGAAAUACAGACCUAUAAAUUGUCCUGUAGAAUGGAUCAAGCAGAUCAAACAUAUAAGUGCAGUGGACGACAAAAAUUUUGUAUGUUACUCACGAAAUUUAAUUAAAAUAGAGGUAGACCAAUACAAGCACCUUUAUUUGGAGUUUCCACCAAUCACAGCAUUGUUUUUCUACGUGGACAUCAUAUUGCUUGGCACAGGCGAUGGAAAGAUUUUACUAUACAGACUGUCCAGUCAAGAGACAUCAUUUAAACCAAUGUUUGAAACUCUGGCAAGGUUACCUGACGGAAAAGUCGCCGUGCAAUUAGAUGUAUGCGAAAGAAGAUCUGGACCUUUAAUAGUGGCGUCUACGUUUUUCGAACUCUACGUCAUAGAAAUACCCUUUUUCCCUUAUGAACAGCAGAGCGCAAAAUCAACUUUUACUGCGGACAAAAUGCACAUGUACAAAAGGAUGCAAAAACUUAAAGAAAGAUUGAAAUCUAAUAGUCAUUUAAAUUCGUAUUAGUCGAAAUUGACUUUUACAUCUAUACUAAUACUAAUAAAUAAAAUUGAAGUGUUGUGUCUGUUUGAACGGGCUAAUCUUCGGAAUGGCUAAACCUAUUUUGACGG
Molecule: messenger RNA, 1521 nt
Organism: Maniola jurtina (meadow brown)
Lineage: Eukaryota; Metazoa; Arthropoda; Insecta; Lepidoptera; Nymphalidae
Exons: 5
Coding region: 158-1417 (419 amino acids)
Molecular function (GO): protein binding
Source: RefSeq, a predicted model, not a curated record